Olea europaea var. sylvestris is the source of this 1304-nucleotide messenger RNA. RefSeq lists its product as uncharacterized. NCBI's taxonomy places the organism in Eukaryota, Viridiplantae, Streptophyta, Magnoliopsida, Lamiales, Oleaceae. The record is from RefSeq and is a predicted model, not a curated record. Bases 238 to 1092 code for a protein of 284 amino acids. The transcript is spliced from 2 exons.
AUGUUACGUAUAGAAUUUUUGGGGCGAAAAAUAAUUUCUUUUAUUUGUAGUGCUUGUUCUCAACUUCAGAAAACCGAAAAGUAAACAAAAGCCCGCUCUGAACGCGUUUGGAAUCCGCUUUUGCUUCUGAACUAAGUUGUCAUUUCUGUGUAAAGAAUAAAUUCGAGCCCAUUCAAGUUCAUUGUAAUUAGGGUUUUAGUAAAAAAAUUUGAGUUAAAAUAAUAAUAGUCGAUCAUCAUGACGAUUCUUGAGAAGAAGAGAGUUCAGAUUCUGCUCAUUGUUGGUGUAAUUGCUCUCAGUAUAACUGCUGAAAAAUGUAGGAAUUUGGUUGGCGAAGAGGCUGCAUCCAAAAGUGGGAAAUUCACUUUCUUGAACUGUUUAGAUGGGGGUACUGGAACCCUUGCAUGUGUGGUGAAGGAGGGUGUAAAACUCUAUUUUUACAACAUCCGAUCUAUCCAUGUAGAGAGUGCAAGGAACAAGGCAAUUGAGUCUGCCUUGUCUGAUGCAAUAACACAAGGCAUGCCUGCCAAUGAUGCAGCCAAACUAGCCCAGAAAGAAGGAGCCAAGGCAGCAAAACUGGCUACUCGGAAAGCUAAGCGCAUCAUAGGUCCCAUCAUUUCUUCGGGAUGGGAUUUUUUUGAAGCUCUUUACUAUGGGGGUACCAUAACUGAAGGGUUCCUUCGGGGCACAGGGACAUUGUUUGGCGCCUAUUCUGUUGGUUUCAUUGGAGAGCAAAGGUUUGGGCGCUUUGGUUAUUUGGUUGGAAGUCAUCUGGGCAGUUGGGUUGGAGGACGAAUUGGGCUUAUGUUGUAUGAUGUGGUCAAUGGAGUCAAGUACAUGCUGCAGUUUUUUCAACUGGAUGAACCUAAAGUUUAUGAUGAUGCAUCAACUGAACAAGUUCUUGAAUCUACUGGUUUUGAAACUUCUGAUGGCUCUGAAGAUUCGUUCGACAAUGCAUCAAGUGAACAAGUUUCUGAAUCUACUGGCUUUGAAACUCCCGAUGUUUCUGAAGAUUCCUACAUAAAUGAAAUGCCCACACAUACUUCUGAUGAGUCGAACGAGAGUCCAGAUGACGCGCGCGAAGAAUUUUAGAUAAAGUUUAGUGAUGUCACAUGUAAAUAACUAUUAUGUUUUCAUUAAUCACCUUUGUCAAACCUGUUGAAAAUGAACAUUUCACAAUCAUAAUCGACUGUUUUAGCCCAUACAUGUCAGCUAUAGAGAUUUCAUUUGAUCUUUAUUAUGCUGAUUGUAUUUUCCUAAGAUAUGACUGUUCAUAUGUAUGUUAAUCGUAUUUUCUUGAGCUC